AUGGCGCCCGUUGUUACGGGGAAGUUUGGUGAGCGAUCUCAGCCUCAGCGUUUAACAAGGGAGGCUAUGAGGACUUACUUGAAGGAAAAGGACGAUCAAACCGUGCUCAUACUGCACGCCAAGGUUGCGCAAAAGUCUUACGGCAACGAAAAACGGUUUUUCUGUCCUCCGCCGUGUGUGUACCUGAUGGGCACCGGCUGGCAGAAGAAGUUAGAGAAAAUGGAGAAGGAGGGUUGCACAGAGCAGGAAGCCCAGGCCUGCGCGUUCAUCGGUAUCGGCAACAGUGAGCAGGAGAUGCAGCAGCUGCACCUGGAAGGAAAGCACUUCUGCACGGCGAAGACGCUCUACAUCAGCGACUCGGACAAAAGGAAGCACUUCAUGCUGACCGUCAAGAUGCUGUACGGAAACAGCUCCAACAUCGGCGUCUUCCUCAGCAAGAGGAUCAAAGUCAUCUCCAAACCCUCCAAGAAGAAGCAGUCGCUGAAAAACGCAGAUUUGUGCAUAGCGUCUGGGACGAAGGUGGCCCUGUUCAACCGCCUGCGCUCUCAAACGGUCAGCACCAGGUACCUGCAUGUGGAGGGGGGGAACUUUCAUGCCAGCUCCCAACAGUGGGGCGCCUUCUUCAUCCACCUCUUGGACGACGAGGAGUCCGAAGGGGAGGAGUUUGCCGUCAGAGACGGCUACAUCCACUACGGCCAGACGGUGAAGCUGGUCUGCUCGGUCACCGGCAUGGCUCUGCCCAGACUGGUCAUCCGUAAAGUGGACAAGCAGGCAGCUUUAAUGGACGCGGACGACCCCGUGUCCCAGCUUCACAAGUGCGCCUUCUACCUGAAAGACACGGACAGGAUGUACCUCUGUCUGUCGCAGGAGAGGAUCAUCCAGUUUCAGGCAACACCGUGCUCCAAAGAGACCAACAGGGAGAUCAUCAACGACGGAGCUUCCUGGACCAUCAUCAGCACCGACAAGGCGGAGUACACCUUUUUCGAGGGGAUGGGCCCCGUCCCCACACCGGUCACCCCCGUCCCCGUGGUGGAAAGCCUGCAGUUAAACGGGGGAGGAGAUGUGGCCAUGUUGGAGCUGACGGGACACAACUUCACCCCAAACCUCAGAGUGUGGUUCGGAGAUGUGGAAGCAGACACCAUGUAUAGGUGUGGGGAGAGCAUCCUGUGCGUGGUGCCGGACAUCUCGGCCUUCCGGGAAGGCUGGCGCUGGGUGAGGCAGCCGGUUCAGGUCCCCGUCACGCUGGUGCGGAACGACGGAAUCAUCUACGCCACCGCCCUCACCUUCACCUACACCCCCGAGCCGGGGCCCCGCCCUCACUGCAGCGCGGCGGGCGCCAUCCUGCGCUCGCACAGCACCGCCUCCUCGUCCCCGUCGUCCUCGCCCUCCUCCCUGCUGGGCGGCCUCGCCGACGGCCACGGCGCCUUCGGCGGCGAUCCGGUGUCGGCGCUGACAUAG
Messenger RNA from Menidia menidia (Atlantic silverside), 1458 nucleotides. The record is from the annotation of a GenBank genome assembly. Lineage: Eukaryota; Metazoa; Chordata; Actinopteri; Atheriniformes; Atherinopsidae.